Molecule: messenger RNA, 5486 nt
Organism: Anopheles funestus (African malaria mosquito)
Lineage: Eukaryota; Metazoa; Arthropoda; Insecta; Diptera; Culicidae
Exons: 3
Coding region: 3280-5154 (624 amino acids)
Cellular component (GO): extracellular region
Molecular function (GO): chitin binding
Source: RefSeq, a predicted model, not a curated record
UUUUUUCGUUCGAAAAGUUAUGUAAAAAAUGGCCGGCAUACGUCAAGUAUAUCAAAUUACACUUGAAUAUAACAAUCUUCAUCCAUUUCUUAUCCACCAUGCGCUCGACGACAUGCCAAAAAAUUUAUUCCAAAAAAUCUUAUUUUAGAAUAUGAAACAAAAUUAAAAUUAAUAAAACAUAAUUCAUCAUAUAAACAAUACUUGAAUUCCAAUUUUAACAAAAGAAAAUAACACUCUUAUGUUAAUCUGAUGAGAUUAGAAAUUUCAUCAUCAUAGUCAUGUAACGUAAGAACAUCCUGAAAUUGUGUAAAUUAGUGAAUACUUCACCCUUAUCGGCUCACACCCCCACCACCCCUCUCCCAAUCGCACACCAUUCACUUUCUUAGCCGGUCUUUCAUCUCGACCACACGGACGUUGAAACUGAUUCUUCCAGAACUGGUUGAGCUUGUCGGUCAAAAAAAAAACCCACCCAUCGGCGGAUACCCGAAAUAAUCUCACGCCUUGCAACGAUGGACAUCUCGUCAUCUGCGUUUGAUCGUACACGAUCGAUCUGUGCAUGAUGUUGCUCUUGCGUGUAGGUUCUCUCUCUCUCCUUCUCCGGGGAGACUUUUUUCUUCCAACCGACCUAUAAAUGGGAGACACGCUGGCGACUCUGCCUUCAUUCAGUCGAAAGCCGGAUGAUCAGUCACAUCCGCUUGCGUCCUAUUAGGCGUGUAGGAGAUUACACGCAACGAUCACAAUAUUUAUACAUAACGUUGGUUAUCCGAUCGUAGAUCAGGUUAUGUGUGUGGCGUAUAUUGGCAGGGUUAGUGUGCUUUAUGAUCAGCUGUUUACGGACUAUGUUCCUGUGCCAUGUAAUUAAGCCUCGGUGACGUGCUGUAACAAUAACCAUCUGCCUGUUGGCAAUCGUUGAUAAAGAGCAACGGAUAUUAAGAAAAGAGAAAAAAAACCAUCAAGUGAGUGAUUAUUACACCUCAUCAAUUAAGCCGAUAACCUUUGGGCUAAAAGGUUUGCCCUGGUCGGUUUGUGCUUGUGCAUGCGGUAGAGGGUUUAGUGCAUUCUGUGCGUUAGAAAAUAUUGAUCUUCCGGUAAGGGUAAAAACACCUGCGAGGGUGCAUGUGAAAACCAAUUGUAGCCGGCACGAUCAGUUCCGGCAGUGCGAGAAACGAUGCUUCAACAACGAGUUUAUUUGUAACUUUUAGUGGUUUGUUUUCGCACUGGCACCUUUACCGAUAAUCGCAUAUACCUGCGUACUGAAUCAAUAAAUUCAAGUGGAAAAAAUCAAAAACAAAACAGAGAAAAACAAGAGUUGAAAAAUGAAUAACAUUGUGUAAUCAUUUCGAAUUAUGGUUCACAGUGCAUCAAUAAGCAAUCAAUCGGUUUUAAAACGCUAAUUAACAUCAGCAUGUUUUUAAAUCAUUAAAAAUACUUAAACGAGAGUCUUAGUAUACAACGCACGGAUCUAAUCAGAGGUCAAGGUCUGCGCGUGCACGUGUGCUGGAAGUGAUAAACAAAUAGAAUGAUUUAUUUUCUUUACUCACGCAAACAUAAGAUUUUGUUUCACAGUAGAACUUUAUAAAUGUUGAUUUGGUCUUAAAUCUGCGUGCGUUUAACAUUUGUUGCGCUUCAAUGUAGCCACGUAGACAGAAAAUAGUUUUUGCAAAACAAAAGACUAGAAGCGACGAACCCGCUAUAGUACCAAAUCUCAAUAGUUUCAACGGAUAGAUUGUUUGUUAAACAUUUGUCACAUUUCGAUUUAUGCGCUUAGAACAAAAAUACAUUUUGCAAAACAAAAGACUACAAGCGACGAACCCGCUACAGUACGAAAUAUCAAUAGUUUCACCGGACAGAUUGUUCGUUAAACAUUUUGAAAAACAAAAGACUACAAGCGACGAACCCGCAACAGUAUCAAAUCUCAAUAGUUUCACCUGAUAGAUUGUUUGUUAAACAUUGGUCGCUUUUCAAGCUAUCCACGUAGAACGAAAAUAUAAUUUGCAAAACAAAAGACUGCAAGCGACGAACCCGCUACAGUACCAAAUCUCAAUAGUUUCACCAAACAGAUAGGAAUCUUUAGUUCCGGUAACGUUCAACUGUACGCACUUCACAACACCGUCCUUCAACUUAUUAAUCGAUGGACUACCGAUGAUACAACACCGAAUGCGUCCGUAAGCGCCAACCGUAGAACCUUGACAUAUUAAAGGCAUUACAAAAACCCACCCCCCCUCACCCGCGAUGAUAAUAAUGUGCUGCACAGCUGAGCAUGUGAAGCACUGCCUUGUGUGGCUGACAACGGUUCGAUCUUCACACACAAUCGUGCGUAACAGUAUGCAUCGUUCAGGCACUAUUCUCUAUCGUGUGUUUUUUUGCACAUAAAAAAAGAGAUUAGUGUUUUAGUGCGCAUUAUCGGUGACAUCUCGUAAACAUCGUCCAUUAAAGUCGGCAUUAAACCAAAUCGGCUUAGCGGUUCGCGGGGCAGCGGUACGCGCGGAAACUUCUAACCCAUCCACGUAACGCUAAAUCUAGAUCCGCCUUCACGAACUGGUUUCUGCUUUUUCUAGAUUCAUCUCUUUAGCGACGAUCCUCCGACGUGUUGGCCUAUGGUAAAGGCACGAACUCGCCGUCGUCAUGUCGGCGUGAAUGCUUUUGCAUGCAUGUUGCGUUAGAGAAUAACAUAAAACAAACACAUAGACACACUUACACUUGUUAGCAUUCCGAUACGCCAAUAAUCGAGUCAAUCACCGCGCCAUCAAGUCACGUGCCGGUACGUGUACCGCCACGCACCGUACACUUUAAAUUGCUCUUGUCUAUCAAUCUGCACUUUUGUUUUUUUCUCUCUCUCUCUGUCUCUCUCCGCUUUCAAUUAUACAGCGAAUUAUCACAGCAUCCAGAUACAGGCCAGGCACCUCGGGCGGCUCAUUCAAGCUCAGUUCACAUUGAUCGUCAGACAGCUUCGCUAAUCACAACGGAGGAAGCUAAUUAAGCUGUAACCUCUCGCGAUUGUCGACCAGCGAGCAACCGGAGAAACAAAUAACGAAAUCAAAUUAAAAACCAAACCCCCCUUAGCGUGCCUUUUGCGGUGCGUAACAACGCUUCUAAAUCCGUUAACGGAACCGCACACACGAUCGAACACGAUCGGUUCGUCGGGAACAUCUCAAUCGAAUUACGCGACGGACGCGACAGACCUGCUGGCGUUUUGGUUUCGCUCUUUUGGUUGGGUGAAGCGAGUGAGGCACAACAGGAGGCAGAGCAAGAGGAUCACGCGAGCGCCACGGUGGAAGGAUGUGGAGUUUCGGGCGGAGUGACGCACGGAGGAAAGGAAAUUUAUGCAAACUCAUAACGACUGCUGCGGCGCUGGCAAUGACCGUCCUUGCCAGAGGAACUACAGCCCAAGAGGUGGCGUGUACGCACAGUGAUGAAUUCUUCUAUUCGCUGCCGGGAUCGCGCUGUGGCGCUUACUAUCGAUGCUACCAAAAUCAACCGAUCUAUUACAGCUGCACCGAUGGUGCAAUGUUUGACUUUUACCAGCAAAGAUGUGUCCGAACGGAAGGCACCUGCUACGAGGCUAUCUGUGUUGGAAAAACGAACGGAUUGUACGCAGACACUUCGCAGGGUUGCCACCGAUCGUACCGUUGUCGAGGUGGAAAGAUUACAACUAUCGAAAACUGUCCCCAAGGUAUGCGGUUUGAUGGGAACGUUUGUACCACGGAAGAGGACGUUGUCUGCGAGAGUCCGGAAGCAACGGCAGCAAGCAUCCGGUACGAAGCAGAUCCACGCUGCUACGGACUCGCCGAUGGGAACCACGUGUUGCCGAGUGAUGGCCUGGAGUGCACCAAAUAUCUUCUCUGUGCAGAUGAUCAGGUGCUGGAUGUGUUGGAGUGUCCUUCAGGAUAUCGAUUCGACGAACGCAGCAAACGCUGUCGACUCUCCAGCCAAGGUACAAGUUGCCGGACAUCGGAUCAGUUCCAUGACUGGAAGGUAGCCGACGAAAAUGGGUGUAACUUUCUUCCGGAUGGAUACCAUCUUGCGGUUACAUCCUACGACUGUCGAUCGUACGUUAAGUGUCAGUCUCGCCGAUUAGUUAGCCGCCACGAGUGUCCAUCGAUGACGAUCUUCAACGGCCAGCAGUGUGUUCCAUCGUUUCUUCAUCAUUGUCCACGGUUGGAUGUAACGGGGGAUAUCUGCCAACAUCGCACCGAUGGCUAUCAGGUUGAUCCUCGUAAAGGUUGUGCCUACUAUGUCCGCUGCCAGGCAAAACGUACCGUCGAGCAACACUCCUGCCCGAACGGGUUCCAUUACGAUGCACUGGAGAAUGUGUGCCGUGAGGCGGUACUGGACACAACGUGCCAUCAGAUCCCAUACUCAGCGGAUUGUGCGGAGCGUGCGUCCGGAUUUUAUCAGGACUUUACCGCCAUGGACGAUGCAUCGUUAAGUCCGUGCCGUGCAUAUUUCCACUGCCAUAAUGGCAUUAAGACCGCCUUCCAUUGUGAGCACGGGUACGUGUUCGAUGGGGAAAACUGUGUACCGCAGGAAAGCUACCAGUGCCCCGUGGAGGACGUUAACUCGUGCCAGGGAAAACCGAACGGUUAUUACCAGGAUGCACGUGCUGGUUGCCGUGCCUAUCAUCUCUGCACGAAUGGGAACAAAAUAUCGUACCUGUGCGAACCGGGACAUAGUUUUAUCGAUGGUAAGUGUCGUCACGGGGUACGGCAACGUACGCCGGAGUCACUCUGCAGCACGGACACGCCUUGUGUGGAACGGCCCGAUGGGUACUAUCAGGAUCGGGACACCCAGUGCCGUCAGUAUUACUUCUGUCAGCGGGGUGAAAAGCUGCAAACACUUACCUGCCGUGGUAGCAAAAUCUUCGAUGGGCGUACAUGCGUACAGCCGGAUAGUUACACGUGUCCGAAUGCAGGGGUUGAUGAUGUGGAUGCGGCUGCUAGUGAGAAUUGUAUCGUGCGCCACUGUGAACCGGUCUGCACGAAGGGUGGAUUCUUUGCCGAUUACGAUAGUGGGUGUGAGCGGUAUCAUUUCUGCAUCGAUGGUAAGCAGAGCACACUGUCCUGUUCGGGGAAUUAUGUUUUUAAUGGUGAACUAUGCGUCCCGAAAGCAUCCUACUAUUGUCCCCGUUACUGUACACCACCGGAAUCUUGCUAGAGAAAGAGAGAGAGAGAGAGAGAAGGGAAGGAAGCUAGCGAUUAAUCGAAACCAUAAUGACCUCUGAAACGCAAAUACUCUUACUCAAUCUGUUCACCCAUUACCCAUUACUGCCCUUGUAGCGUUGAACCUUGAAGUUGGUGUUAAGGAUAAAGUAGUGUUUUUUUUCUAACACUAAUGAGUAACGGGUCCCCCCACCCUUUUGCUCAUUAUACAAUGUACGUUUGAAUUCAAACAAAGUUUCGUAAACGGCUAAUGGAGCUGUACCAUUUAUUUAUGUGUGUUACAUGUUACCUUAAUUUGCCAAAUAAACUAUUUUCAUCUACACUGUA